Molecule: messenger RNA, 168 nt
Organism: Plasmopara halstedii
Lineage: Eukaryota; Oomycota; Peronosporomycetes; Peronosporales; Peronosporaceae
Exons: 2
Coding region: 1-168 (55 amino acids)
Source: RefSeq, a predicted model, not a curated record
AUGAACUUUCUUGCAGCGCCAAAUGUCCCAGACGUGUUUUUUUGUGUCUUUUACGCGGCGCCAAAUAGUAACUUUUCGGUCUGUGAGCAAAUUCCAGCCGACAGACUGUUUGAGAUCGUUCAGAGCUUGUUACGAUACGACACCCAAACGUUGCAUAAAUCACAAUAG